AUGCUCGCACCGCCUAAGCUCAUGAGAGACAGAUCCGAGGGCCAAAAUGUGGUCAAAUCAGCAGGGCAAAUGGCGCCUAUCCGCACUCACAUUGUCCCAGCCGACCACAGGAAAUGCCCCGAUUGUAACGCUAUCCUCACUCCAAGGGGGCUUGCCAUGCACUGGCGUAGGCGCCACGAUCUGAACGCCGUCAAACACCACGCCUGCACAUGGCCGCACUGCAACAUGAGGUUUUUUACCAAGCAGAAUCUGAAUGACAUAGCACCGUCCAUUCAGACGAGAGAAAUUAUGUCUGUGGCACCGCAAGAACAAGCACGGCUACACGCCCACUGGCAGAGGGGGUACCUAUCCCUACCAUUUGGUUGA
Molecule: messenger RNA, 366 nt
Organism: Coprinopsis cinerea okayama7#130
Lineage: Eukaryota; Fungi; Basidiomycota; Agaricomycetes; Agaricales; Psathyrellaceae
Exons: 4
Coding region: 1-366 (121 amino acids)
Source: RefSeq, a predicted model, not a curated record